Physeter macrocephalus (sperm whale) is the source of this 1293-nucleotide messenger RNA. RefSeq names its product VPS53 subunit of GARP complex. The transcript has 10 exons. Gene Ontology annotation, biological process: retrograde transport, endosome to Golgi. Lineage: Eukaryota; Metazoa; Chordata; Mammalia; Artiodactyla; Physeteridae. The record is from RefSeq and is a predicted model, not a curated record. Gene Ontology annotation, cellular component: GARP complex. The annotation marks the transcript as partial.
UUAUUUAUUUAUUAUUUUUUGAUGUGGACCAUUUUUCAAGUCUUUACUGAAUUUGUUACACUAUUGCUUCUGUUUUAUGUUUUUGGUUUUAUGGCCGCGAGGCGUGUGGGAUCUUAGUGCCCUGACCAGGGAUCGAACCCACAUCCCCUGCAUUGGAAGGCGAAGUCUUAACCACUGGACCGCCAGCGAAGUCCCCAGUCCAAAGUAAAGUGCGUUCAAUGAAAUGAAGUGGGAGUUCUUCUUUUGGCCGCUGCCUCUUUCACCAGCACUUGAAGAGGCCCAGAAAGCGAUUCAGCAACUCUUUGGAAAAAUCAAAGAUAUCAAGGACAAAGCAGAAAAAUCAGAGCAAAUGGUGAAGGAAAUCACCCGCGACAUCAAGCAGUUAGAUCACGCCAAACGCCACCUGACCACCUCGAUCACGACGCUGAACCACCUGCACAUGCUGGCGGGCGGCGUCGAUUCCCUCGAAGCCAUGACCAGGAGAAGGCAGUAUGGAGAAGUUGCUAAUCUUCUUCAGGGCGUAAUGAAUGUUCUGGAGCACUUCCACAGAUAUAUGGGAAUUCCACAGAUCCGGCAGCUUUCUGAAAGAGUGAAGGCUGCCCAGACCGAGUUAGGACAGCAAAUCCUGGCCGAUUUCGAAGAAGCAUUUCCUUCCCAGGGUACCAAGAGGCCAGGAGGACCCAGCAAUGUCCUACGAGAUGCUUGUCUGGUUGCUAAUAUUUUGGACCCCAGAAUCAAACAGGAAAUCAUCAAAAAGUUUAUUAAACAGCAUCUGUCAGAGUAUCUAGUACUUUUUCAAGAAAACCAAGAUGUUGCCUGGCUGGACAAAAUUGACCGGCGCUAUGCCUGGAUCAAGCGCCAGCUUGUGGACUACGAGGAGAAAUACGGCCGGAUGUUCCCGCGUGAGUGGUACAUGGCGGAGAGGAUUGCGGUAGAAUUUUGCCACAUCACAAGGACAGAACUGGCCAAGAUCAUGCGUACCAGAGCGAAGGAAAUUGAAGUGAAAUUACUUCUCUUUGCUAUUCAGAGAACGACUAACUUUGAGGGGUUUCUUGCAAAACGCUUCUCCGGGUGUACCCUGACAGAUGGAACUCUGAAAAAACUCGAGUCUCCACCCGCAUCCACCAAUCCCUUCCUGGAAGAUGAGCCAGCACCAGAGAUGGAGGAACUGGCGAUGGAAAAAGGAGACGUAGAGCAACCAAAGAAGCCUAAAGCCCCAGACAAUCCAUUUCACGGCAUUGUUUCCAAGUGUUUUGAGCCUCAUCUCUACGUGUAUAUUGAGUCCCAGGACAA